Messenger RNA from Oryctolagus cuniculus (rabbit), 17168 nucleotides. Lineage: Eukaryota; Metazoa; Chordata; Mammalia; Lagomorpha; Leporidae. The record is from RefSeq and is a predicted model, not a curated record.
AUGAACUGGGAAGUAGAGUGCAUCUGUGCUUUGGCAUUAGCAACCUGGAAGAAGGCUGAGCCCGGAGCUCCGUUUCCCAGCGAGGCGGUGAUCGCCCCCUGUGACUCCCGAUGCACACAGCAGCUUAGCAGCCCGGAGCACCAGCCGCUGAAGCCCCCGACACUCGCAGCCUCCAGCCCUUCUACCUGGCUCGCUGGAGCCACGCACAAGCUCUCUGGGCACCUUGUGUGUCCCAAGCUCCGAGACCAGGCCCUCUUUACCCCAGGGAGGCAGUCUCGGGCCCUUCGACCUCUAUGUCCCCGUGUCUACUACCACGGUCACCUAGGCAGGUUCGCCAAGCUGCGACAUAAGUCAUUCGCAGGGCCCUCCGCACCCACCCGGCAGCCCUACCGGACAGUCUGCCCGCGGAUACUGCGUCUGGGUGGGACGCGCGGAGGCUCGCCCACAGGACGCCCUCCUCCGGGUGAAUCCUCACCCCCAUUCCCCUUCUCCGCCUACGGCCCAGCCCUUCUGCAGCAAGCCGCUCCAGUCGAUUCGCUUAGACACACACGCGCGCACACAGCUGGGCACGUCUCCCGGAGGCAGCUGCCGGCUCGGGCGCGCCGGGGGCCGGGCGGCGGCCGUGGCAGCGCCAGCCGCGGGGAGCGCGGCGCCCGCACAGCCUGGCACCAGCGGCCAGAGGACGCAGGAAGGGAAGAGCCCAACCCGCCCGGACUGUUGCUCUUUGGGGCGGAUCCGGAGGGAGCAGGCUGCCCGAGGCACUGUCACCGAGGACGCCCGAGGCUCUCGCCUUCCGUGAGCAGGCUCGGGGUUGCGCUGGUGCCCUCGUGGGGCAAGGAGGAUGCGCACCUCCACCCGCAGAGCGGCUGCGGUCCCCGGCACUGCGCGGACUCGGGCUCCAGCGGUUGCCCGUGCCGUGCCCGCGCCGCGGGAGCGCGCCCUGCCGCACCUGGCUCCAGCCUCUCGAGGAAGUGCAGGAAACGCACCCUAAACUCCACUACUUCUCGCCCGCCUCCUCCGGCUCCCCGCCCCAACCCCGCGGCCGCCGCCGCCGCCUGCGUGUGGAGGGCCCGCCCGCCUUACUCUCACGCGCGCACGCACAGCCGGGCUCACUGGCUCCCAUUCACGCCGACUCGCCCUUCGCAGAGCCCAAGCCCCGGCGUCCGAAACUACUGGGCCAACUGCCGCCCGGACCGCGGGAGCCGCCGCGUGGCCCGGAGCGACCCUACGCCGGCCGCCGCGCCCUGGGCGCCUGACCGCGCCGCCGCCGGGGACCACGAGAUAAUCAGGUGCCCCCUGGCUCAGCAUCAGCGUCUUGUGUUCUCAGCAGCAAUUCUGGUGGCCACCUCAGGCGUCUCUUGGCCAGUGUUGAAUCCCUUGGAAGUUAAAGAGAAAACCGACACAUAUAUUCUUCACAGUUUCUGUCCCACAUGUUCAGAGGUUUCUGGAUGAGCAUAAGAAUUUGAAGAAGAGCAGGUGGAGAGAGAAUGCAAUUGUGUCCUUAAGUGAGUCAUAUUCAUUAUCACUGGUGUAUUUAUCAGACUGUGCUCUUAAAUUGUGAUUUCCUGAAGAAAACUAAGCAGAGUAUUUUCAAGCAACAUAAAGUAGGCAGUCUCAGUACUCAGCAAGGAAAAUAUACAACAGAGAAUAAAUUACAAGAACUUCAUAGAAUCAUAGCAACAUAAAAUAUUAGAGCAGAAAAGGACUCAGGGUCUUCUAUUCUAAUCCCCUCAUGUAUAAUAGCAGUCUUUUUGCUUCCAAACUUGCCAUAUAUAAAAGUCUGAUACCAAGAACAGGAAACUACAGUCUGGUCAGGUAUGCCUAAGAAGAGAAGAAACUAAGCAAAUGUUUCCCAAUGAUUUCUUGGGUAAGGAAGGUAGAAGGAAAUAGCUCACCAAGAAGAAAUUUGAAGAAAGGAGGAAAAUAGUUAAGUACUUAUAAAUGCAAUUGAAUUUAUGAUUACCAAUUAUUUUAGUCGUCAGCAAAUAACCUUCCGAGUCAUUAAUCUUUAAAAGGAAAACAGAAAAUUUAGCUUUAAUUCAGUGUGGGUCAGCUUUCUCUUUAAAUCUGUUAUUGAGAAGGGAAAGAACUCUAAGUAAUUUACAGUCUGUGACCAUCCUUGAGGAGAAGGCAGAGGUAAGUAUGUCAGAAGCUCUGAAGAACAUUGGUUUUCUUAUGAAACAGUUUAAUAAUGAAAUGUAUCAAAUAUCCAAAAAUAUUAAAAUGUGUUUAUUAGUCCUAAUUUAAGAGGUUGGCAAGUCAUUAAAAUUUACAAACUGAAGUGUAAUUAUUAAUGUAGAAAAAUGUUCAUAACAUGUAAAUAACAACUUACAAAACCAUAUGUGAUGUGGUUCUACUUUUAUUUAUUUUUUAAAGAUUUAUUUGUGUAUUUGAAAGAGUUACACAGAGAGAAGGGGAGGCAGAGAAAGAGAGGUAUUCCAUCCGCUGAUUCACUCCCCAGUUGGCUGUAAGGGCUGGAGCUAUGCUGAUCCAAAGCCAGGAGCCAGAAGCUUCCUCUGAGUCUCCCACGAGGGUGCAGGGCCCAAGAACUUAGGCCAUCUUCCACUGCUUUCCCAGGCCAUAGCAGAGAGCUGGAUGGGAAGUGGAGCAGUUGAGACUCAAACUGGUGUCCAUAUGGGAUGCUGGCACUGCAGGCAGCAGCUUUACCCACUAUGCCACAGCGCCGGCCCCUACUUUUAUUUUUAAAUAAGCCACAGAUACAUAGAAAAUUUGACAUUAAUUAACAUAUUUAUGGUUACCCUGUAUUUAUGAAAUUAUAUCUGAUUUUUGUUUCUUCUCAGUGUUUGUAAAAAAAUUUUUAAAGGGCUAAAGGUCUGGGAAUAUAUUGUUUCCUGAAAAAAAUCGACUUAUAUGGGACUAUAAGAGAUUCCUGCUAAUGAUUGUUUCAAAGAGCAUAAGGCAGAAUUCUAACAUCUUGUAGUGUUAAACUUAUUUGAGCAUGAGAACAGUACCACCAAUUAGAACAAAAUAAUUUUCAGAUGUAAUUCUUCAUUAGUAAAAAACUGAACUGGAAUACAAUUCUCCAUGUGUUCCUCUUCAUUAAACAAUUAUUAUUAUGAUUAUUAAUUCCUUAGAAAAUCUUUCAUAUAUCAUGUAGUUUGAAUAUGCUUCCAAGAAUUUUCUAACUAUAAUAGUUUAUUCCAUUGGGAGAAUAAUUGUAUAUGUUUGGUUACAUUGAUGUUAAUAUGUCAUUGUUCUUUAAAUCUCUAGCAUAACAUACAGUUAGUCUCAUCAUUAUUAUCAGCAGCUGUGGCUGGCCCGUGAUUGUGUUCAUUUUCUCUGAAUCCAGGGUAAUUAGCUCUUCUGUUUCAUGACAAUUUUUGUUAAUGGAUUUUUAGGGCCAAAUUCUGUUGUUAGAGAGUGGGUGGUGUGUUUGAAGAUAGAGUCUGGACCUUAUGUUUUAAGCAUAAGUUGUGCAAUUUUAUUUCGAAAUGAUGGUUUAGAGAGUUUGAGAUAGGAAAACUAAAUCUGCAUUUUUCUGAAGUUUCUCAUUUUCAAGAAAUAGAAAAUAAAACUGACAGUUUAUGUAGAUAAACAACAAGCCCUCUGAAUGUUCUCUGAUAACAGUUCUCCUGUGUGUGUUUUGCCAUACUUGGAACAGGGGAGGAAAUGAAGUGAUAAUUCUCAAAUACUAGGUUAAUUCUUUUAUGGGGUAGGUCACACACUGGAUCUUUUUGGCAAUGAGAUAGUUUUGAUCUUACAUUUUUGAGUGAUUUAGUGAAGUGAGAAAAACCUUGCCCAGAGUCACUGGAGUUCAGAGUUUGGUCUGAGCUUAGGGGAAAUCUGUCUUUCCUUGCCCCUCAAUUCUCCCAUCCUAAAAUGAGGCCUUCCCACCAGACAAUUUCAGGGCUCCCCUUGAGCCUAAAGUGUAACUCUAACUGACUUAAAGACUGUUUUAGGGAAUGUACAAGGAUGGUAAGGAAAAUGUGCUGACUUGCUAACUGAAUACACGACAUUAAGUGCACUAAAAGGUACUUUGGAAACAGUUUGGCCUUAAAAACUUCCCUUUAGUGGCUUGUUACUUGUGUCCUGGAGAAGAUAAAUAUUUGAACAGCAUUAUGUAAAAGACACUAUGGGCUACUCUAUUAGAAGUAAGGAGAUGGAUUUUUCCAAGGAGGUGGAUUUUUGGCAAAACUUAAAAAACAUGCCAACAUUUGAGAUAUCCAACAAUGAAUAGGAUGCCAUAGUAGAUAGAAAAUUAAUUCACCAUCAUUAUGGGAAAGAAAAUGUUUUUAAAACAAAAAAGGCUGCCCUUUGAGGAAUAAAGAAUACAGAUAAAUAUACUAAACAUAGAGAGACUCAAAAAAUGUUAUUAUCAUGAGCUUUUCUUAAAGCAACUAUUAGAGCACAAAUUUAUCCAACCAAGAAAUGACUACAGAAACUAGUACAAAAGACCUGAUUGUAAGUAUUCAAAGAAUGUAACCUUAGAACUAAAUUUUAAAUAGCUAGAGAGAGGUGGGCAUCUGGAUUAGUGUUGAAGACGCUGGUUAAUAUUUGAGCAUCCCAUGUUGGAGUGCCUAGGUUCAGUUCCCAGCUCUGGCUCCUGAUUCAAACUUCCUGCUAACACUGACCCUGGGAGUUAGUAGUGAUGGCUCAAGCACUUGGAUCUCUGCCCCUCAUGUAGGAGGCCUGGAUUAAGUUCCCAACUCCUGACUUUAGCCCAGCUCAGACCUAGCUAUUGUGGAUAUGUGGGGAGUAAACCCGAUGGGAGUUCUUAUAUCUAAAUUAAACUCUUAAAUAAAAAUCUUUGGUGUGGCGCUGUGGCGUAGCUGUUAAAGCCUCUGCCUGUGAUGUGGGUAUCCCAUAUGGCUGCUGGUUUAAGAUCUAGCAGUUCUUCUUCCAGUUCAGCUCCCUGCUUAUGUGCCUGGGAAAGUAUCCAAGGAUAACCCAAAUGUUUGGGCCCCUGCACCCAUAUGGUAGAGCUGGAUUAAGUUCUCUGUUCUUGGCUUUGGCUUGGCCCUGUCCUGGCUAAUAUACGCAUUUGGGAAGUAAACCAGCAGUUGGAAGAUUAAAUUUAGACCCCAAAAUCAUUAACUAAGACAAAACAGAAUAUCUAUAAUGAAUGCUUAUGGGUUUAAUACAUGAUCAAGGUAUAUGUGAAUAAACAGUAGCUUUUAGAGCUACCAUAUAAGUUUGUCCAGCAAAUCAUUUUUUAUUUUUUAUUUUAUUUUAUUAAGAUUUAUUGGUUUAUUUGAAAGUUAGAGUUACACAGAUAGGGGAGAGGCAGAGAGAGAGAGAAAGAGGUCUUCCAUCUACUGGUUCACUCCCCAAUGGACCACAACAGCCAAAGCUGCGCCGAUCCGAAGCCAGGAGACAGGACCUUCUUGCAGGUCUCCCACAUGGGUGCAGGGACCCAAAGACUUGGGCCAUCUUCUACUGCUUUCCCAGGCCAUAGCAGAGAGCUGGAUCUGAAGAGGAGCAGCUGGGUCUUGAACUGGUGCCCAUAUAGGAUGCUGAUGCUUCAGGUCAGGGUGUUAACCCGCUGCACCACAGCUGUGGCCCCCAGCAAAUGAUCUUUUAAAAAAUCCCAAGAAAUAGAUAUGGUCUAUUUUUCAUGUAGUGCCUAAAAAGUCAUCUUCUGUAUUAUAAAGUAAAAUAUUUGUAUUAAUUGAUUUUCAAGAAAAAGUACUACUGUUUCAAAGCUGAGUAAAACUACCUGGCAACCAAGUUAAGUACUUUACUAAUUAACAAAAUUUAUUUUAUCAUUGCAAAAAGGGGGUAACCGUUUUUUUGAAAAGAAAGCAAACUUCUAGUAAGGCUAUGAAUGCAUGCACAAAACUCAUCUGAUUUGAAAACAAAGAGGAACUUGUGAACUGCCCGUACCCCAAACAGGUAUUCUUAACAGCGGGAUAUAAUUUCAGAGUUUUUGCAGUCAAGAGGUUGCUGCUGAGCAAAUUUCUCAUUCAAUUUAAGAAUGAAGAUUAUAAUAAUUUUCCUAUCCUCUUCACAGCAGGUUUCCUGCCUUCAUUUUACAGGCUUCUAAGUUCAGUAAGAAACAACUAGGUAAAUUCAGUUCCAGGUAACGCAUCUUUCAAAGGUAGUUCCAUUAACCCAACUUAGUUAUAAUGCAAAACUGUUUAGCCUUGUAAGUGAAGGGAAUACUGUUGAGUUGCUUUUCUAAUAUAAUGCCUAUUCGUAAUAUAUGCAAAGUGGCUUAUGAUGGCAAACUUUGUAGUGCAUAAAAAAUUAUGAGGGAGAAUGCUUAUUUUUUUGCUGACCUGAAACUAUGAGGAAAUGCCAUCUAUGUUGGCAUAUGACACUCCCAUUAAAAUGAAAGGGAAAUUACUUAAAAUUGAAAAUUUAAUACAUUGCUUUUAUGCUAUCUUACUAACCAAAAAAGUUUUAAAUGAAGCUAUUUUAUAUUAUAGUAGGGUUUUCCUAGAUAGCAAGGUGAUUCUAAUUUACAUAAAUUUUCUCCAUUUUAAUUUCUUUCUCUCUAUUGAUUCUCAACUAUGAAAGGAAAAAUUUCCUUUCGUUGUUGGAGAAUGUUAAAAUUGCUUAAAUAUCAUUUCUUGUCUUAUGAUACUGGAAUGAUUAUAAUUGUAUUAAUGCAACUUAACCUGUAUAAACCACACGUUACCACAAAGUAGGUCACUGAAACAUUGAGCCUAUCCUUUAUAUAAGUAAAUUCUAGAUAGCAGUUUCAUCAAGUUGGCUAAAGUCAAAGAAAUGAAAUUUAUAUCAUAGCCAAUAUUGUUCAGCUACAAAGAGUUCUUUCUCCAGGCUCUUUGCUUUUUUUGUUUGUUUGUUUCUGGUCUUGCAUGAAUAGGGUACAAAUGUCCUGUGCCAAGAGGACAUCAUUAUCAAAUGAUGAUCAACAUUAUCAAAUGUAAUGGUUGAUUUCAUAACAGAAAAAGUAAAUGUCCAUUUAGUAUAAACUUAACUGGCCAGAUGUAGUAGUUUUGGUGUAGGAGAGAAGUACAUUUAUUAUGCACUGUGAUUUCAACUGAGAAUUAAGACCUGUUCACUGAUAUAUUUUAAUUCGUUGAAUACUUCAUUUCUUCAUCCAUUCAACAAAUAUUUGGUUAAUAACAAUAGGCCAGUUUGCUCAAGGAUUUGUGGUGCACCAUGAAAUAAAACAGACAAAAAUCCCUGUUUUUGUACAUGUAUUCUGUACAUGUAUGAUACUACAUGUAUGAUACAUGUAGUAUCAUAGAUUAUGAUAAAAAGAAAGAAAAUGUAAACAAAAGAUAAGAUGGAUAAGAAACAAUAUGCCAGGAUGUAGGAAAUAGUAUAAGCUGUUAGUACAAACUCUUCAGGCAGAUGUUUUUUGGUGUGUGUGCAGUCUAGUUUUCUUAAAGAGUAGAUGUAUUGUGUUUGAACCAUGGAGUCAUUAUUAAAUAACUGUCACACAAAUUUUCUUUCUUUAAUAAAGGAGUACACAUUGAUGUUCACACUUUAGAUAUUUAGCUUAGAGAUUCCCCAAAUAAAACAAUCAAUUGCAUGUUUUCACUAUCUUUUAGCCUCCAUGCUCUUUGCUUGGUUUUAUUACAAGUGGACUAAUUAACAUGCUAUCCCCAUGUAACACCAAAGGAUUUCUAAAAGGAUCAGAAAAUCUAGAAUAUAAAAUUUUAAUGUCCUUUUUUUUGUAAACGUUUAUAACCAUAGAACAAUCCUUGACAGUGAUGUCAAAUCUCAGGUCAAAAAGUCCCAGUGUCAAGAGAGUGUUAACUUUUAGAAUUCUCCUGGGUUUUCAAAGUAUCUAGCUACAGUACAAUUAAAUAAAAUUAUUACUUGAUUCUGAGAAAAGUGAGGACUGAAUCCUGAACUUCAAAACAUCUUUUAAGCAGCUUAUAUUUAUCACUAAUUUAGCUCAUUUUCUAUUACCACUUUAAGGAUUAUUUUCUUGCUGGUUACCAUCUAUAUCACUAACUACCAAUACUAUAGAAUCACAGACUGUCGGAGCUUGAAGUGCCCCCAGAAAUUCUAGUCCAACUGCUUUUAUUUUGCAAUUGUGAAAGCUGAGUUCCAGUAAGGGUAAGUAAUUUGUGCAGGUUAGAUGGUUUGUACAGGUCCAGGAAGCCUUUUAGUUGUAGAAUUGGGAUGAAAACCCAUUUUUGUAAAUCCUAGCCCAGUAUGUUUUUCAGUGCAUCACACUACCUGAGAAUUUCCAUUGCCUGUUAUCAAAAUAAUAGUUGAUCAUAUCUUUGAAUUUCACAAGGUGAUCUGAUCAGUGAGCAUAUUGAUGCUUCUAGAAAUGGUCUCACUUAUUUCAUAACCUCUUCAGCACUACUGGAAUAUGUCUAAUCAGAAUAAUAUUUUGAGAAUUUUUUUGUUUGAAAAAAAGCAAAGCUAUUUUUAAAGCCACAGAAUCACAUUAUUAAUAAAUAUGACACAAAUGAAAUACAACUGUUAUUCUUCAAUGAAUUAUGAAAGAACAUUGGAGGUACAAAAGUGCUGAGUUAAGAAAAUGACUUAAGUAACAUCUGUGCCCUGGGUUCCUGAGAGUCCUCAGGAAAUGAAACAGAAUCAUGUGAAAACUGCCUCGUAAGGACAAUUACAUAACACGCUGGAAAAUAAUUUCAGCAGAUUUACUGGAGCACAGAAGCAGUAUAUUCAGGAAACAAAGAAACACAUUAAAGAGUGUCUUCUAGGCUUAGGGAGUUUUAUAACCAAAAAAUUAAACAAGACAAUAUGUGUAUUUUUAAGACAGUUCUUAAUUUAAGUAUUAUGAACCAUCUUAAAAUAUUGUGCAUUUGAUUCUUCUAAAUAGAUUUUAAAUUUCAUUGAAAUGAAGGAUAUAGUCAUGGCUUUAUAGAAUGACAAAAUGGGGGUUUCUCAUUGCACAGAAUAGAAUUUGCAUGCAUAUUUCUGGGCCCACCAUUUACUAAACCAAUAUAAUUUAAAUUUUAAGUAAAUCAAAAAGUAUAUGUAACACUAGGUACAGCACUCUAAAUGAUUGAUGAGGAUGAUUUUGAAAAACAGCUGUAAACACCCAGGGUCCAUAAGACUUAAUGACUAUUUUGUGAACUUUUCAAGAUUUUGAUAGUUUUAUCUUAUAAUAAAUGAAGAGAAAAAUAAAUAAUUCACUCAGCUUUUAUUUCUGUUACUAUACAAAUGUAAAUCAUAUAAAACUGAAAAGCUAAAAACUGGAUCUUCAAUCUGCUCUAGUCUCUAUGAUGCUGUUCAAUUAAAGUGUUCUAUUAAAAAGUUAAUUGAAAAUUAUAAUUUAAAACUACAUCUGGUUCUUAUUAAUGCAAUAGCUAAUUACUAGCAUUCUAGCAUUAUGCAUUUUAAACUAAUUGUUUAUUAUUUUCAGUAACCAAAAAGAUCUUUAAACAUCCAAAGCUAAUAAAUUUCAAAUUACCAAUGUAAGAAAAACUAUGAAAAUAAUUAAUACGUGCUUAUUUUUGAUUGAUUAAAUUCAUUUUGUCGGGAGCCCUUGCUGAUGUCCUUGGAAAUUUUAUCCCUUUCCUUUCCCUCUCCCUCUUACCUCUAUGAAUAUGUAUGUGAUUUAGGAGGCAACAACACUUUUUGCAUAAUCUUUUCCUAAAGGAACAUUUUUUUUCCAUUUUUAAUCACUUUUUUAGAUGAAUUGUCCUCUGAUGAACAAGGGGAUUAGUGGGCCACACAUACCCUCCAUGUAAGCCUAUAUGGUCCAGGAGUGUUGUAGCAUGCCUCUCGGGCUUGGUAAAAUUGAACAUACCUUUGCCUUUCAUUGUCUUUACACACAUUAUGUAAAUUGGUAAGAAUAAAAAUAAUGUGAUUGGAAGUAUGGCUUGACAGACAGUGUAAUGUAAUGUAAUCUCCAAAUACAUAUGAGGUGGAAAUAGUGCCUUGGGCCAUCACAUUUAUUGUGAGUAUUUGCAUUUACACAGUUUUGUCUAGGGUUAGGCUUAUAUAAUAGAUUGUUCCAAUGUGGAAAGUAAAAUUGUUUUUAAACAUUCUACUUACCACUUUAAGGGUAACAAAGAAGUACCAAAUGCAAUUUCAAUCUGUUUGGAGAAGGAAAGCACCAAGACAUAAGAAAUCAAAUUAUACAAAAAUGAUUAAUAAAUACUGUAUGGAUUGACAUGGCUACUGUAAAAUCUCCAUGUAUAUUUUAUAUGUAAAUAAGUUCAGUGCAUAUAUUGAUGCUUAAGCAAAAAAAUCAGGUACAAGAAAGUUUUAUUUAUAUUUUGGCAACAAGCGUAUAUUCGUAAAGACUUAGAUUUUGGAUAUAGGGAAGUCAGGUGUUCGAAUCUCAACAGGGAUCAAAUAAUACAACUCCAGUGCUAAGCCCAAUCACAUCAUUGUAUUUUCCCAUUUCUUUGUGGUAGGUCAUUUCUAAAUCCCAGCUCAUCAGAAAGCCAUGUCUUGCUUUUAAAACUUCUUACCUGCUGAUCAGCUUAGUACCCUUUAAACCAGGUUUCCUCUUUUCCAAAAGAAGUAAAAUUGUUGACAUUGAGGUUUGAGUAUUGUUUAGUUUCUAAAGAAAAAUAUUCAUAGCAAUAUGCAUUUAGGUAAACAUUAAGGAUAACUGUCACUGAAAAUAGAACUACUUAGCUAUUCAGGAAAUAAAAUGAAAAUAUUCUUUUGCUUUGAACCCAUUGCUUGUGGAAAACAAAAUAUUUAAAUAUGUAGCUUAGUGUUUAUUAGAAAUAUACAGGAAGGUAACUUAAACAUUUAGGCUAUCUCUAAACUCAUUUUAAUGCAAAUGAGAAAAAGGAAACACCAUAUUUCUCAGGUUAGUGAUAGAACUGUCCAUGGCUGGAUUUCCAGAUAACAUGCAAGAUAAGAAUAUGAAUUCUGGGGUACAUGUUUGGCACAGUGGUUAAGGAACCAUAGCCAAGUGCCUGAGUUCAAGUUCUGGUUUCAUUCUAAUCCAGCCACUUGCUAAUGUGCAUUUUGAGAAGCAGGAGGUAAAAGUUCAAGUAGUUGGGUCCCUGAAACCCACAUGGGAGAUCUGGAUUUGAGUUCCUGGCUCUUAGCUGCUAAAGGGCUCCUAACUGUUAAUUUGAAAAUAAAAAAAAUAUAAAUAUAUAACAAAUUCUGGCUGUCAUGGGUAUUUGGAAAAGAAUAACAGAUAAAAAAUUUCUGUCUCUGACUCUGUGUGUCUCUCUCCAUUUCAAAUAAAUAAAUGUAAAAAAGGAUCUGAGUUCUGAAGUUAGACAGCUAAACUCAAGGCCCCCCUUCUACUACUUACUAAUUUUAUUACACUGGACAGCAUGAAUUUGUUGUCUCAGUUUUCUCAUAUGUACAUGCAGAUGAGAAUAACUGCCAGCAUCACAGGGCUAUUGGAAUUAAAGGCGACUCGUGAAGUUAUUUGUAAGGCUCAAUAGUGGAGUAGUAUAUGAGGACUCUAGUUUCCACUAUUCUAGAUAGCCUCUUUUGCUUUCCCAUAAAUGAAAUCUUCUCAUGCAGCACUUUGAACCCUGACUACUUCUUCAUUUUCAUUGUUUCCAUGAAUUUGAAAAUGAAGAAACUAUAAAUAUUUAGCUUUAUAUAAUUAUAUAACGAUAUACAUAUACCUGAGCAUAAAGAGAAUGGAAACAUUCAUUAAGAGUGUUGAACAGAAUGCUCUCAUUGUCAGGAUGGUGGUUCCUCUAAGCCUGCAGUUUUGGAAUUCAAAUGGCAACGUUAUGGCUUUGUCAUCAUAAUCACAUAAAAGGUCUGGCAAAAUGUGUGAAUGUGUGCAUAUGGGCAGGGUUGGCAAGGCCUUUGCAUUGAAAUUGAACCCACCCAACAAGUUGUUUCAUCAAAACACUGUCUGGCAAUGUUUAUAUCUCAGUGCACAAUCCCUGGCUUUCCUGCUAAGUCUGUUAGUGAGUGAAGAGUGUGGGCACCAGAAUAGUGUGUGGCAGGAGGCUUUGUCUCCAGAUUGUUGAGCAGCUGGAGUGAGUGAGUCAUGCUUGACUGACACUGGACAGCUGUCCAUCAGCUCAGAAUCACGGAAGAGGCUCUGUGAGGCAGCAGCUGGCUUCAGCGCCACAGCACCAGAGAAACACAACUGCUUGAAAAACUCAAGACAUUUUGGCCUACUGUCCACUGUGCAGAGAACAUUCUCCAACCAAAAUUAUACGGUCUUUAGUCUAAUUGGAAACUAUUCUUUAUGAGCUCUUUCCUUUCUUUUUUUCUUUUGUUUUUGGAAAGAGAAGAUGAUUCUUUUCUCUAUUUUGUGAUACUCCCAAAGGUUUUCUGGGUCAGAAUAAAAAGUUCAUCAGAAAUCAUUCUAGCCUGCCUGAACACAUUAGCUCAUUUUCUAGUUCACUUUGUCUACUCCCUGCAGAUAACAAGACAGUGAAUAUGAGAUGAGAGGAUAUAAGUGUGCCUAUAAGUGCACCUGCCAUUAUAUAGACAUGUUGAUGAGUGGAACUGUGCUGUCAGAAAUUAAAAGUAUCAUUGGAAUGCCCCAUGAUCAUCAUCAGUGAGGGUUUGUGUACUAUUUGGGGACCAUAAAGCAUAAAAGAAAAAUUGACAUUCUAUAUCCUAACUGAAGGUGCAUGCAUUUAUGAUAUGCUGGUUUAUUUGUCCAUUGUUGCAUUGGGCUUAGCCAGAUUGCUGAGAAGACAACUCUGAGGUAACAAGUUGUAUGGCUGCAUGAAUGAUUUCAUUUACUCCAGGGUCUAGCCAGUGCAUCCAGCUUUAUUUGUUAACCUAGCAGAACAUUAUUUAUUAAUGAGUUCUUCAUGCUUUAUUAAGCCUAAUGUCAAAACACCUCUCUGGGACCCUGUUAGGCAUGUUUUCUCUUUGUGGCAAGACUGUCAAAAGAAAAUGAAAAAUUAUGCAGCAAUGCUCCAAUAAAAACACAAUAGAUAGCCAUUAAGUUACUCUUGGUCCUGUGCAAUGCUAUUUCAGAAUCUUUGUGAAAGAUCUGAAUCCAAUGCAGUAUGAAGAUAAAACUUAAAAAUCCACUCUUCGGAUAUUAGUAAUUAGGCCUGGCCAAAACAAAACAAAGAUUCUCUGGCCCCAGAAGAUGGUGUCCUCAGUAGCUGAGAGCUGUCAAGUUCAGCAGGAAGGGAAAGCACAGGUGUGAUCUGUAUGGUGGUAGUGAGGAGGUAUACACUUAGACAUAACUUAGACUGAUUUGAGAUGAAUGACAAGGUGAAAUAACUAAGGACUGCUGAGGUGUGAGGAGGAUGGGUAUAAUUCUGAAAUAUGAUGGGCCUUAAGAGAACAAACAGUGGGGAUGACAACAUUCAAAAGACAUGGAGGAGCAGGCAUUGUGGCAUAGCAGGUUAGUAGUUCCUUGUUGGAAUGCCAUUUCUGUUCCUAGCUAAUCUGCUUCUGAUCCAACUUCAUGCUAAUGCAUUCUGGAAGGUGGCAGAAGAGGACUCCAGUGUUUGGGCCUCUGCCACCCACUUGGGAGACCCAGACUGAAUUCAUGCCUCCUGGAUUUAGCCUCCCUGCAGGCAUUUGGGGAGUGAACUAGUAGACUCAAAUUUUUCUCUCUCACUCGCUCUUGCUCUCUUUCUCCUUGCUACAUGAAAAUAAAUAAACAUUUUUAAAAAAUCCAUAGAAAUGCCAGCUGAGGUUUCUCCUGCCUUUGGGAGAGAAGGGUAGGGCUCAGUACAGGCAGAAGGAUCAUAGCCAUAGGGAAGUCCAAGCAACAGGAGGUAACAAAGGGUAAGUGAGUGUUGGCAUCUAAGGUAUCAUGACACACUUGUCAGUCACAUGUAGUGAGAACUAGAAAUGGAACCCUGCAGGUUUCAAAGUUCUAGGCAAGAAAGCUAUAGGAUUGAAACCAAGGUGUAAGGGAGGUAAAGAAUAACUAUUUUAGUUUAGUGGUCUGUUCAAGUCUGUAGGACCCACUCUUGACAUAGGACUCAUAAGAUCUGUGGGAAGUGAGAUCCAACAACAAGUCAACAAGUUGUACUCAAUGCUGAGACUGAGACUAUGUCUGCCCUUUGUCCUGGACAUCCUGUUUCCAAGUACUGUGAUUAGGUCAAGGAUUGGCAGUUUCACUGUUUACUGUUCCAGGGUCUUAGAAAAAAUGGGCUCAGACAUAGUAUCUGCAAAGAGAGUUUUCUAUAUUACAGUUCUCAUUCUUGCUCUUCAAAUAGUAUAACAAUUAAAAGUCUCUAUAGCAUAUAACUCAGUUUUUAAUUAGUAGGUUUUGUUACUAUCCUUUCUAAUUAUUUCUGACAUGUAGUUAAGUAGUGAUUACUGAGUUCCUAUCAUGUGUUAGACACUACUGGGAAUAAAAUCGGGUCUCAGUGACAGUGCUUACAGGAAACUUAGAGCAAAUGAGGAACUAUACAUGCACACAUGAAAUGACAUCAUAAAGUAAAAAAUCAUCAAGGUCAUGAGGAAGCAAAGGAUAAGGUCAGAGGAAGCUAAGGAGAUAUGAAAAUUAAAUGUGAUGUGAGAUCUUGAGUUCAAUCGAGGAAUAGAAAAAGUGCAUUGCUGGAAAAACUGAUGAGGCCCAUGUAAACCUUGUUGUUUGGUUAAAAUAAUGCAUCGAUGUUAAUUUCUUCAUUUUGUUAAUUGUAAAUAUUCAGAAAAGCUGGGUACAAGGUAUAGGGAGUUUUGAAACUUUAAGUCUAAAUAUAUUUCCAUUUAAAAGCUCAAAAUGAUAAAUGCUAAAGGGGGGUUGCAGAUGAAUAUCUUUAGAUGUUCAAAAAACAACAAAAUUACUGCUGUUGCUGAGAUGAAGGAAAGCCUCAUGAAGAGGCAAUUAGAUAUCCACGAUAAGAGGCAAUUCAAGGAAGAGAAAGCUGGAUGAGUAAAUACGUGAAAACAGGAAAAGAGAGCAUUAUCUGAGAAAGAUAAACAAAAAAGGUAAAAUUAAUCACAUUAUAGCCUGUGAAGAAGGACGUAUAAUUCAAUUUAUGGGCAAAGAGAUGUACAGGAAGGUAGAUGCAACAUGUAAGAAGAUUAGCAAGCAAUUUGAUUUGCUAGAAUUCACCAUAUGUGAACUGAGAUGGAUUAUAGGGUUGUAGAGAUAAAAUUGUGAAAGACUUUGAAUGCCAAAUAAAGAGAUUGACAUGCCUCUCUUAUGCUUCAAGAUAUCCCUGUAAGUGUUUCAGCUCGUUCCCCAGGAAACUGUGAGCACUUUAAACCUGAAAUGUUAUUUGUGUCUUCUGUUGACAUAUAUCUGGGGGCAGGUGUACAGGAGGAAGAAUCCCAGAUUGGAAUGUUAUGAAUAAGGGAGGAAGCUGCAGAAAACACCUUCAUGUGAAGGUGAGAAGACAGAAUUCCUGGAAGAAAGAUUGAAAGGAUGUACAAGUGCAAGGAAAAGGAAGGCUACACUGACAUACUGUAGUGGUCAAGAUAAGGAUUUCGUAAACACAGGCAAUAUAGAUAGAGUUAACUACCUUAGUUGAAAUUUUUUGGUUAGAGAUAAAGAGAUUUACUUUUUUUAUUUUUAGAAAAAAGUAUUUAUUUAUUAGAAAUUCAGAGUUACGGCGAGGAGAGACGCAGAGAGAGAUCCAUCUUCCAUCUGUUGGUUCACUCCCCAAAUGGCCACAAUAACCCAGGCUAGGCCAGCCCAAAGCCAAUGGCCAGGAGCUUCAUCCGAGUCUCCUACAUUGUUACAGGGGCCCAAACACUUGGGCCACGUUCCCCUGCUUUCCCAGGCAUGUUAGCAGGGAGUUAGAUUCAAAGUGGAGCAGCCAGGACGUAAGCCAGCACCCAUAAGGGAUAGGAGCAUCAAAGGUGGUGGCUGAACCCACUAUGCCAUGGCCCUGAGAGAGAUUUCUUUUAUUAAAUUCCAAAAGUAACCAUGUCUGAAUUAGGUACAAGAUUAUUUUAAAUGUUAAAUAGUACUAAGAAUUCUCCAAAUACAAAAGCAUCUAAUAUUGUGUACUUGUUGAUAAGAAAUAAUCAACUUCUACUUACAUCUUGUUUUCCUCAUGGUGACUUAGAAUAUGAAUGUUGGUGUCAUGUUUUUAGGGUUCAAGAGGAGGAGUGAUAAGUUAGAGGGGUGUACAUUACUCUUGAGAAGCAAGUGAGAAAAGACUAAUAAAUUAUCACCAUUCAGCAUACAUGCCAACAUCUCUUAACUAUGGCAGGAGCUCCACAUAGCGAAAUUCUAUGAGGACUUUGGAACAUCCACCAUCACCAUAACAACUUUGCCAAGGGCCCAGCCUGCCCACAUGGUAAGACAUUUCAUGCUGGAGGGGAGUCUCUGGGCUUGUAUUCCUACUAACUCUCUAACAAUGUCUACUAAGGAGCCUAGUAAUAAGUGAGCGGUUUAUCUGUUAGCAAGCAGGGACUCCAUUAAUACAAAUCCCCAAAUCUGGGACCCUGAAGGUGCUAUUACAGUCCUCUCUCACACCCCUGCUUGAAACGUCAUAAUGUGGUUGCCAGUUCACACAAAAUCACUCCAAUUGACAAUGUGUCUUUCUAUCAUAUUCCCCUUAAGGCUGCAGAAAAAAUGUGGGUACAUAGCAUGUGCACAUAUCACCAGAUAUAUUUCCCAUGCAUCAUGUUUUAGCCACUAGCAAUUACCUUAUACGAUCUUUCAGCAAUUCCAAAGCCUCUGAGUAUUCAGUCUAUUUUGAAUUCUAUUUGAUUCCUCCAGCUUAGUCUGUUAUGCCAGCUAUGUUCUGUGCCACUACAGUUUCAUAAAUGGAAACAAUUUUUGCUCCAUCUGUGUUAUCCAGGAAUCUAUUAGUGAAAGCUGCUUUUGACACAUUUUUCCCUGAUAUAAAUUUAAACAAUUGUCUUAGUAAAUGAAGUUUUAAUUUUAACAGAAUAUGGCCUAAAUUUAGGAGGCAUUUUUAUGAGACUCAUUAAAAAUUUCUAAAAUUACUAGAGAGAAAAUUUAUUUAUAAUAGCAUCAGAUAUUAUAUUUGUAUAAUUUCUAUCUUUAAGUUUGUUAUUAUAAAAGGACUUUUAGAGUGAGUCUUAGGAAUGAAACUUUAAGAUAUAACUUGCAGACACACACAACUGAGAAAUAGGGGACAGGGUUGAGGCACAGCAGGUUAAGCUACCGCCUGCCAUGCCACAUCCCUUAUGAGCACUGGUUAGAGUCUCAGCUGCUCUACUUCCAAUACAGCUCCCAGAAAGUAUGCCUAGGAAAGCAAUAGAAGAUGACCCAAGUGUUUGGGCCCCUACCACCCAUAUGGGAGAGUAGGCUCUUUGCUUCAGCCUGACUCAGUCCUGCCCUUUGUGGCCAUUCAGGGAGUAAACCAGCUAAUGGAAGAUCUGUUUCUCUCUCUCUCCCUCUAUCUGUGUAUCUCUGCCUUUCAAAUAAGUAAAUAAAUAAAUCUUAAAAAAAAAAA